Molecule: messenger RNA, 2277 nt
Organism: Komagataella phaffii GS115
Lineage: Eukaryota; Fungi; Ascomycota; Pichiomycetes; Pichiales; Pichiaceae
Exons: 1
Coding region: 1-2277 (758 amino acids)
Source: RefSeq, a predicted model, not a curated record
AUGCUAUCGGGUUACGACGAAUACUCCAGUUCGAUAAUUCCAGCAUUGGAAACCGACUUGGUAGUAUUGAGGGAACGUUUUUCAUCCGAUCAAAUUUUCUCCUCAUCUAUCAACAACCAUCCAGAUCUAACGGCUAUAUACACCAAGCAUUUUGAAGACAAGUUCACGGAAGAAGACCAGACUAGCACCAUCAGUUUUAAAUCUGCCGUAAUUGAAAACGUAGUAUUGAACGUCCUCUUCAACGUAAUUGAAAAGAAUGAAAGCACUGAAGUAUUAGUGACAGAGAUUCUGAUACUGUUAGAUUUGGCAAUACAUGGAUAUAAUAAGCAAGUCUACAAAAGUUUGCCAUUGAUUAUUGUAUUGCAAGCGUUUGCCAAAUUGGAUAUUGAUAUAAUUUGCGACAAAUUGGGCCCAAUUUUGUUAGGUCCUCACUCAAAUGAACGCAAAAGGAUCCUGCAACAGAAUGGAUCUUUGAUCGGAAAAAAAUCACCUGGUUUAGUGCUAUUAAGUUAUUCUCAAAAGAUAUUAAACAGAUUAUUCAAACACAUUGAAUCACAUGAGCUAUUUGGUGGAUACUUUAGAACGUUUAUCAGAACUAGUUUUGCUCUUGAUGACUCCUUACUGCCCACGAGGAAAUGGGAAACGAAUGUCAACACUAAAACUUUUCUGACGGGUUUGCAAAAGCAAUUGAGACAAACUAGAGGUGUAUCCAGUGCUGAGAAUAAGCUGAAUAGAAAAAUGCAAGAAGACUUCAAGCGGUUUGUUGAUUUGAUGAUUUUUUUGAAUGAUCCUGUGCCUCUAAUUGAAGCCGACAAAAGGGGAAGAACUUUCAGGCAUUUAUCAGAUAUGGAGAACUCAUUGAAUUUUGUUUUUGAGUUUUUGAAGACUCUCAUUGACAUGGAUAAGAAACAAAAACACGGGAUUAGAUUGCAGAAUCAAAGUUUUUUUCUACCUGAAACCCAGAGAUCGGACAGAGAAAUUGCACAAGUGGUUGAACAUUAUACCAGGAAGUUGCUUCAGUUAGAAAUUCCUGUUACUGCGGAGCUCUUUCAGAAACAGCUCAACGAUUAUACAUUCAGACAAUUAAUUCUCCUACAAGUUGUUGUUGGAGCUACAUACAUUUUAUCACUCAAGAAAAAAGAAGUUGAUGACAGGAUUGCCAGGUUAAGGAAGGCCACAAAGGAUCCAAAACUGGCGCAACAGUUACACAACAAAAUGCCUGCCGUAAUAUAUGAUAGGGAUUUAUCUGAUGCAUGUUCUAAUCUUCGAAACACGAUAUUAAAGCAUUACAAAGAGUUUGAUAGUAAUUUUUACGAAACCUUACAAAGCAUUGCCGCAUCAGAAGAGUCCUGGAUUGAUUGGAAAUUGCUUCAGUACUCUCUAGCAAUUAUUGAAACGGGAAAGUUUGAUAGCCAUGUCACUUUAUUCAAUGAACAGCUGCCAAGUUUGUACGAAUAUGCUCCACAGUACUCUCACAAGCUUGGGACACCUCAAUUAUCACGAAUAUGGAAAAUUGAAACCAGUUUACCGCAUCUAAAGAACCACAGUUUUGAUAAAGAGGAAUUUGUUGAAGAUAUUAGAAUGGAACUAUAUCCACUAGAUUCCCAAUUACAACAACCGGAUUUGGAUUCUAAACACAAGGAAGAAAUUCAAGGUCAGAAAGACUAUUUGAAUUGGAAAUCAAUGAGAUUUCUUAGAUCAAAUAAUGAAUGGCUGAAAUUGAAACAAACUAAUGAGAAAGUUGGACUUGAGGGUAUGUUUGAUGAUGGUCUUUUGAUGGACGAAGAUUUUGAGGAGGAGAUUCCCUCCGAAGUUAAAGAGAUGAUGGAAAAGAUUCAACAGGAAGAGAAUGAGAAAAUAGAGAAACAAAAGAAAGAGGAGGCUGAUGAAUUAGAGCAAGAACAAACUAAGAACGAAGCCGAUAAAUUGGAAACCCAAGAAAGUCAAGUAGCGCCUGAAGAAAAGAGAGAUGAAGAAACAACGAAUGAUGCUGCAGAGAAAGGUUUGCCAGAGAAACUUGAACCGUCCCAAAUUGAUGAGUCGCCAGUAGAAAACAAAUCACCGGCAAUUCAAUCCCCCAGGACUGCAUCUCCGGCCAGCGAGACACCUAAAUUGAGUUAUGAAGACACAAAGCUACAGUCUGAUGACGAAUCUUCCACCAAGCAACCAAGCUCCACCUCACAAGCCGAUCUUUCAAACGAUCUUGAGGGAGUUCAAAAAAAGCGGAAGCUAUCGACAGACUCGGAAUUGCCCACGGCAAAAAAACUCAAACCUUGA